UUGAUUAUAUUGGGGUCAUUCUUGUUUUGUCGCGUCGCGUACUGUGUAGAUGGGGUGUCCCUCCCUUUCGUCUCGUAGCCUAAUUUAAUGGGUGCUUGCAUCGAAUAUUUUAACCUCGAAUAGUAGUGUUCGGGCAUUUCAUAUUGGAUUGUAAUGUUGCUAUAUAUAGAUAUUUCCCCCGCAGCAGUUGCGAUAUUUACCGACAGUUUGGUAUCCGCUAUAUCGUACAGUACGUGAACCUCACACUAAUGGCUGAUUCAGACAGCACCUCUACAUCUGAUCCCCAGCAGUACUGCCCACAAACACCUGUCUCACUACCUUUCCUGAGGGAGGGUAGUAAUGUGUUGCAGAGGAAACCGCUCCAGACAGGGGAGCCUCUCAGCCCACUGCCAACCAAGCGUACACGCACCUAUUCAGCAUCGGUGAGAGCCAAAUCUGGACCCGUCUUCAAAGGCAUUUGCAAACAAUUCUCAAGGUCACAAGGUCAUGGAUUCAUUCACCCCUCCCAUGGAGGAGAGGACAUAUUUGUUCACAUCUCAGAUAUUGAAGGUGAAUAUGUGCCAGUGGAGGGGGAUGAGAUGACCUACAAAGUGUGUCCCGUUCCUCCCAAGAACAUAAAAUUCCAAGCCGUUGAUGUGGUCAUCACCAACCUUAGUUCUGGAAGGAAGCAUGAGACCUGGUCUAGGCAAGUUAUCAGCUCCUAGCUCAGACUUUCAGUGUCCAGCAGAAGAAAAAAGCCAGAGAGGGAAGGAGACAUGAAGGAAUUGGUUAUGCAGAGCAAAGGAAAGUUUAAAGGUUAUGUAGUGCAAAAUAAAGUUGUUCAUGCAGGCGGAUAUAGAAGCUUAAAGUGGUGUCAUGUAUAUGUAGGAUAGGGAUGGAAUAGCAAUUACGGUUAUGCCACUGUUGUUUUCUCUAGUCUCUCAAAUAAGUGAUGAAGUUGGUGAAAGGUCUGUUUGGAACAAGGUUUGGGAUCUGAUUCAGCUGAGCUUUGAUGUAGCUUUGGCAGAAUAUGACAUAACUGUGACAAAACUUUGAAAUUGUAAUAUUUAUUUUCGUUUUAUGUAAAGAGACUUUUGAGUUAAUCGUGCAGUGUACAUUCAAGCAAUUUAGUUUAAACUGAUUUCAUAAUUUAAAUUAAUCCACAGCAAUGGAAACUAACAUUUCUGAAUUGCAAUUGAUAGGACUAGUUUUAGUUUUCUGUUGGAAAGCUACAAAUCCCAGAAUGAUGGUAAUGAAUUUUGUUGUAAAGAACAAUGGUUAUGAUUAUUCUAGUAAAAGUUUGAUCAUUAAUGCAGUGUUAUUUUCAAAAUGUCAUAUGCAUUUAAACUCUUGACACUUUUGUUCUUAUAAUUAUAGUAACAAAUUAUAGUAUUUUAGUUUUCUUUCAUUUUUUUAAUUUUCAUUUUUACCUGGAUUAAAUGUACUUAUGAGACUUUCAGUAAAAACAGGCCUAGUUUUGUUGUCUGGGACAUAUUUUAAAAUAAAUACCUUACAGAUUAUGCAAAUGAGUCCUUUAAACUGUGGUAUGUUUAUAUGUGUCUUUAAAGGUGAAUGCAGAAGUCGUGAAUUAAGAGAAUAAUAAUUAUGUCAGUCAUUUUUCAAAGGCUUUUAGGGUGUGACAUCUGUGUGCAGGACCACUAGAGGGAGCAGCACAACAUGAAAACACAAAAACUUGUGGUUUGGUGAAAAUCAUUGUCUGUAACAAUAAACUUGGAAGUAUU
Xyrauchen texanus (razorback sucker) is the source of this 1721-nucleotide messenger RNA. RefSeq names its product cold shock domain-containing protein C2-like. The record is from RefSeq and is a predicted model, not a curated record. Lineage: Eukaryota; Metazoa; Chordata; Actinopteri; Cypriniformes; Catostomidae. The coding region runs from base 249 to 704 and encodes 151 amino acids. Gene Ontology annotation, molecular function: mRNA 3'-UTR binding. The transcript has 4 exons. Gene Ontology annotation, biological process: regulation of mRNA stability. Gene Ontology annotation, cellular component: cytoplasm.